This is a messenger RNA of Sycon ciliatum, 1266 nucleotides long. Its product is annotated as zinc finger protein 583-like. Gene Ontology annotation, biological process: regulation of transcription by RNA polymerase II. The transcript is spliced from 2 exons. NCBI's taxonomy places the organism in Eukaryota, Metazoa, Porifera, Calcarea, Leucosolenida, Sycettidae. Gene Ontology annotation, molecular function: chromatin insulator sequence binding. The coding region runs from base 614 to 1234 and encodes 206 amino acids. The record is from RefSeq and is a predicted model, not a curated record. Gene Ontology annotation, cellular component: chromosome.
UUCCCUUCCAGAGUUGUUGCAGUUCAGGGAGAAAUGGAAUACUUGGAGGAGUCGAUGUCCGACUGCAGUGUAGAUUCUAAUGAUCUACCACCAAUGCCGUCAUUGAUGAAGUCGAAGAGGACUAAGCUCAACCGAACUUCUAGAGAGUAUGGUCCAUCGUCCGUUCCACCAUCUCCUGCGUCAAACCUUUUAGAAGAUUACAUGGAGAAACCGUCCUGUAUGAGAUCCGCUUCACUGGAAAACAGAGAAGACACGAGUAGUAUACCCCCCUGAGUAUACCAGUAGCACAAUUCCUGUUCCUCCUCCGGCAUUGAAAAAAUGGACGAGGAACACAAUUCCUUCAGCCUUUAUUUCUAAUCGUCAGCCAGCUUUCGAACAUACAUUUCAAACCGCCGACAUAAGCGAAAAGGAUGAAGCAACAUCUAGUACACAGUCUGAAAUGGAAGACGUGGUGAACUGGACUUCAGCGUUCAGCGGGUUUGAGAAACGUGCAUCGCCUGUGAAGCCACCUCUUCAAUUUGAAAUGGAUGUCUGAACUCCAGCCACAGCGUAUUAUACUGGAGUUCCUGCUGGAAGGACACCUGAAACAUGGGAGCAACCUGAUGCGUUUGGCAUGCCAGUUGCACGAAGGCGUCCUAUGGGACAACAUUCUGGCUCUUCUAAGGUUAUGGCUCAGAAUCAGGAUCCGUACAAACGUUCUAAGUGUAAGACAUCACAGAGGUGUCAGUUUUGCCAAAAAGAGUUCAAAUACGUUUCUCGCCUCCGCUACCAUGAACGUGUUCACACUGGAGAUCGACCAUUCAAGUGUGAUGUGUGCGGGAGGUCUUUCACUCUGUCAAGCAGUCUAUGUGUUCAUAAACGUACUCAUACCGGAGAACGACCAUUCAAGUGUGAUGCAUGCGAGAAGUCUUUCACUACGUCAAGCAAUCUAUGUGUUCAUCAACGUACUCAUACUGGAGAGAUACCGCACAAGUGUAAAACAUGUGCCACAUCGUUCACGCAAUUGUCCCAUUUACGCAAACAUGAACGUAUUCAUUCAGUUUGCCAAAAAGAGUUCAAGCACGUCUCUCACUUCCGCGAGCAUGAACGUGUUCAUACUGGAGAUCGACCAUUCAAGUGUGAUGUAUGCGGAAAGUCUUUCACUCAGUCAGGCAGUCUACGUGUUCAUAAACGUACUCAUAGUGGAGAAAGACGCGUUACGCGAAAGACAUGUGUAAGGUCAUUCACACAGUAAUCCUAACUACAUGACCAUGAACGUAUACAUAC